Messenger RNA from Antechinus flavipes (yellow-footed antechinus), 3605 nucleotides. It is a transcript of the gene GYS2, whose product is annotated as glycogen synthase 2. Gene Ontology annotation, cellular component: cytoplasm. The transcript has 16 exons. Lineage: Eukaryota; Metazoa; Chordata; Mammalia; Dasyuromorphia; Dasyuridae. The record is from RefSeq and is a predicted model, not a curated record. Bases 1207 to 3312 code for a protein of 701 amino acids. Gene Ontology annotation, biological process: glycogen biosynthetic process. Gene Ontology annotation, molecular function: alpha-1,4-glucan glucosyltransferase (UDP-glucose donor) activity.
UACAAUGACAGUGUAUAUUUAAGAAUCAUUUCAAAAUCUACAAAGUACUGUCCUCACUACAAACCUGAAGGAUAGGGAGGAUAAGAACUGUCAUCACCAGCUUUUAACAUGAGGUGAUUGAGGUGAAGGUUUUCCCAAGUGUCGUAAAAAUAAAUGCUAGGAUCUUUUGACUCUAGUUGGGGUUUUCAUGACCAAUAUAUUGGGAUGGUGUGCCAUUUCCUUCCCCAGUUCAUUUUACAGUUGAAGAAACUGAGGCAAACUGGGUUAAGUGACUUGCCCAGGGUCAUAUAGCUAGUGAGUGAGACUGAAUCUGACCUCUCUUUUUAUGAUUUCAGGUCCAAAACUCUAUCCAUUGUGCCACCUAAUUAUCUAUAUGUACAUGCAAGUAUACAUAAAAACUUUCAAAUUAUUCAUAGUAAUUUUUUUGCUGGGGGGAAGUAUUAGCAGCCAGGGGGAUCAGAAAAGGAAAAAAAAUAAAUCUUGGCCAUCCAAAGAAAGAAGAGCAAAGAAUUCAAUCAUUCAAUUCAUAUUUAGUACUAGAAUAGAGAACUAGAACAAAUGGCAGAAGAGUAUAAAGAGAAGUGUUUUAGAAAAUAGAAGAGUUUCCUAAUAAUCAGGUUGAUACAAAAAUGGAAAAGACUGCUAAUUUUUUUUUCCAGGAGAAGUAUUAAAGCAGAGUUCUUGGACAGCAGAUUCAUUCCACUAGCCCUAGGAUUCAUUUUUUCUCUAGAUACUUUUUACUUGUCAGAAAAUUUUCUAGGAGGAUCUACUAUUGUUUUUCAAUAUUAUGCAAUGAAAUGUUUUUUGGAUGAAGUGGUGAGUAUGUGAGGUAGGUAGCUUGGCCAAAAAAGGCAGAACUUUCAUCAGAGGAUGAACCUAUUAGGGCCCACUGAGCAGGAAGGUGCUUACUAUGAGUCCUAAGUUCAUGGGUUUCCCUUGUGUUUACUUUAGGUGGCUUUAGAGAAAUGUGGGGACAGAAUUUGUUUGGAUUAGAUCUCCCAUAGGUUACGCAGAGGGCAAAGAGGAGCAUUUGCCUGGAGCUUUUGAAAAAGCUCAUGAGAUUUAACUUCUGAAUUUACUUCUCUAAGGCAAACAAUCUCAACGUGGUAUCUGGCAGCAAGCAGCUUAUGCACACAUUUUAGAGUGUAUCUACCUCUCUGAGAAUCUGGGGAUUUUAAUAUUUCAUUGAACGUGAUUUAAAAGAAAAUGUUGCGAGGAAGAUCACUGUCUGUGACCUCCCUGAGUGGGCUGCCUAUGUGGGAUGUGCAAGAACUUCCAAUAGAGGAUCUGCUGUUAUUUGAAGUUGCCUGGGAAGUGACCAAUAAAGUUGGUGGCAUCUAUACUGUAAUCCAGACUAAGGCAAAAACAACAGCAGAUGAAUGGGGAGAAAAUUAUUGUCUGAUUGGUCCAUACUUUGAACACAAUAUGAAGACCCAAGUGGAAGAGUGUGAGCCUCCAAACCAAGCAAUUAAAAAAGCAAUGGAUGCAAUGAAUUUGCAUGGAUGUCAGGUUCAUUUUGGAAGGUGGCUCAUAGAAGGGAGCCCGUAUGUGGUGUUGUUUGACAUCGGAUAUUCUUCUUGGAAUUUGGACAGAUGGAAAGGAGACCUCUGGGAAGCAUGCCACAUAGGAAUCCCUUACCAUGACCGGGAAGCUAGCGAUAUGCUUAUAUUUGGAUCAUUAACUGCUUGGUUCUUAAAGGAGGUGACUGACCAUGCGGAUGGUAAACAUGUCAUUGUUCACUUUCAUGAAUGGCAGGCAGGAACUGGACUAAUUCUUUCUAGAGCCAGGAGACUUCCUAUUGCCACAAUAUUUACAACUCAUGCAACACUGCUUGGAAGGUACCUCUGUGCGGCUAAUGCUGAUUUCUACAAUCACCUUGAUAAGUUUGAUAUAGACAAGGAAGCUGGAGAGAGACAGAUUUACCAUCGAUACUGCAUGGAGCGAGCUUCUGUUCAUUGUGCUCACGUGUUCACCACAGUUUCUGAAAUCACUGCCAUAGAAGCUGAACACAUGCUGAAAAGAAAGCCUGAUGUUGUUACUCCAAAUGGCCUGAACAUUAAGAAAUUUUCAGCUGUGCAUGAGUUUCAAAAUUUGCAUGCUUUGUACAAGUCCAGGAUCCAGGAUUUUGUUCGUGGUCAUUUCUAUGGUCAUCUUGAUUUUGACCUUGAAAAGACCUUAUUCCUUUUCAUUGCGGGGAGAUAUGAAUUUUCAAACAAAGGAGCUGACAUCUUCUUAGAAGCUUUAUCCAGACUAAACUUCCUCUUACGGGUACACAAAAGUGAUGUCACAGUUGUGGUGUUUUUUAUUAUGCCUGCCAAGACAAAUAAUUUCAAUGUGGAAACCUUGAAAGGGCAAGCAGUGAGAAAGCAACUAUGGGAUACAGCAAAUUCAGUGAAAGAAAAGUUUGGAAAGAAACUCUAUGAUGCACUACUAAGAGGAGAAAUUCCUGAUUUGAACAAGAUCUUGGAUCGAGAUGAUGUGACAAUUAUGAAAAGAGCCAUCUUUUCCACUCAGCGACAAAGUUUGCCUCCAGUGACUACUCACAACAUGAUUGAUGAUUCCACGGAUCCCAUCCUCAGUACCAUCCGGAGGAUUGGACUUUUCAAUAGCCGGACAGACAGAGUCAAGGUGAUUUUACAUCCAGAAUUCCUUUCCUCAACAAGUCCAUUAUUACCUAUGGAUUAUGACGAAUUCGUCAGAGGCUGCCAUCUUGGAGUAUUUCCAUCAUACUAUGAACCCUGGGGUUAUACUCCCGCUGAGUGCACAGUGAUGGGCAUUCCUAGUGUGACAACAAACCUAUCUGGCUUUGGCUGUUUCAUGCAGGAACACGUAACUGACCCAGCUGCUUAUGGUAUUUACAUUGUUGAUCGGAGAUUCUGCUCACCAGAUGAGUCCUGCAAUCAGCUUACUCAGUUUCUAUAUGGAUUCUGCAAACAAUCUCGUCGCCAGAGAAUUAUCCAGAGAAACAGAACUGAGAGACUUUCUGAUCUGCUGGACUGGAAAUACUUAGGCAGGUAUUACAUGCAUGCCAGACACCUGACACUGAGCAGAGCUUUUCCAGAUAAAUUUCAUGCUGAAUCUUCACCAUCACUAACGACCCAAGGUUUUAAAUUUCCAAGGCCUUCUUCAGUGCCACCUUCACCCACAAGCUCUCAACAUUCCAGUCCUCAUAACAGUGAUGUAGAAGAUGAGGACGAGAGAUAUGAUGAAGAAGAAGAAGCUGAAAGGGAUCGGAUGAAUAUCAAAUCUCCCUUUUUUCUGGGUCAAGUCCCCCAUGAAAAGAAAAAGCAACAUGGGGAACACAAGAAUUGAGUUUCUGUACGCUUGACUUUUCCUGGCUCUUUAUCAUGUAUAGAACUGUAACAGAACUGUAAUAGAACAAAACAGAAAGUACAUAGACAUUAAUUAGGGAGCACCACAUAUUAAGGAACUUAAACUAAUAUAACUAAAAAAUUCUUCAUAGAAAUAAAAUAAACUUUAGAGAAAGUAUCUUUUCCUUAGUGAUGAUGGAAAACUGGUCACUACUGAAAAAGGCAGAAGAGACAAAAAAUAUGUGGCAAUUUGUUUCUCUCAUCCUCAGAAUAAAACACAAUAAGCAAAAUUCA